CCAUGUCAAUGACUCACAGCCGGAACUGCUCACAGGAGCCAUAUAAAAACUAAUGGCAGAGUUAAUACGCAGAUAGCGAAAGCUUUGCACAGUGAGCGUAGCUGAUGGAAUAACAGCAGAGAGGGCCGGAAGAAAAAAUAUAUAUAGUGCAGAAGGGCAAGGAAAAUUGAUCCCGUCCGCAUUUAUUUUAAUCUUUAAAUUGAGCCGGUGAAUUACAAUGGCCGAUGAAAAUGACAACGAUAAGUGCAAUAAUUUUAACGUGUUGAACUGGGAACAAGUGCAGCGGCUGGACAGGAUCCUAACGGAGACCAUCCCAAUCCACGGGCGAGGUAAUUUCCCGACGCUGGAGCUGAAGCCCCGGCAGAUUGUGCAGGUGGUGCGGAGUCGCUUGGAGGAGAAACGCAUCUGUGUGCGAGAUGUCAGGCUGAACGGCUCGGCGGCCAGUCACGUCCUGCACCAGCACAGCGGGCUCGGCUACAAGGACCUGGACCUGAUCUUCAGGGCCGACCUGAGCGGCGACAAGGAGUUCCAGACCGUCAAGAACGUGGUGCUCGACUGCCUCUUGGACUUCUUGCCCGAGGGUGUGAACAAGGACAAGAUCACGCCGCUGACUCUGAAGGAAGCGUACGUGCAGAAGAUGGUUAAGGUUUGCAACGACUCUGACCGCUGGAGCCUCAUCUCGCUGUCCAACAACAGCGGCAAGAACGUCGAGUUGAAGUUCGUGGACUCUCUCCGGCGGCAGUUCGAGUUCAGCGUGGACGCUUUCCAAAUCAACCUCGACUCGCUCCUGCUCUUCUACGAGUGCUCCGAGAACCCAAUGUCCGAGCACUUCCACCCGAGCAUCCUGGGCGAGAGCGUCUACGGCGACUUCAGCCAGGCCUUGGAGCAUCUGCAGCAGCGGCUGAUCGCCACCAGGAACCCGGAGGAGAUCCGGGGAGGGGGGCUACUAAAGUAUUGCAACCUGCUGGUGCGGGGCUUCCGCGCCGCCUCCGAGAGCGAGAUGAAAGGCAUGCAGAGGUACAUGUGCUCCCGCUUCUUCAUCGACUUCUCCGACAUCGGCGAGCAGCAGCGCAAGCUAGAGUCCUACCUCCAGAACCACUUCAUGGGGCUGGAGGAUCGCAAGUACGACUACCUGCUCACCCUGCAGCGGGUGGUGAACGAGAGCACCGUCUGCCUGAUGGGCCAUGAGCGGAGGCAGACCCUCAACCUCAUCACCACGCUGGCCUUCCGUGUGCUGGCCGAGCAGAACAUCAUCCCUAACGUGGCCAACGUCACCUGCUACUAUCAGCCAGCACCUUAUGUCUCCGAUGCCAAUUUCAACAACUACUACAUUGCCCACGUUCAGCCGGUGUUCCCUUGCCAGCAACAUAACUACUCCACCUGGUUACCUUGCAACUGAUUUUUGAGGGGGGAGGGAGGGAGGAGGAGAAAAAGGAGCACCAGGAAAGAAGAAGGGGGUGAGGGGGGUAACAACGACAAGGGGAGCAUUGGGGGUGAGAUUUGUGGCUCUAGUGGCCGAGACAGGAGAGGGAUUGAGACUGGGGUGGACUCUCUGUCAACGAUUGGGAAGUAGGGAGGAGGAGCGAGAUUGACCUAGGCUUGGCUUGUGACCUGCUUCAAGUUUUUUGGGUUUUUUUAGCGUUAUUUUGUUUUAAAAUCAAAUUCAAAGUUUUUUUUUUAAAUUCGUGUUUGAAGAGCGUCGAUUUUGUUUUACUCUCUGCAACAAUAACAACCCCGAGCCUGGUUAUAGACAUCUUCGGCUGCAAGAAGCUCUCUUCUCCCCACACACUGGUUCUCCCCGCGCCCACUCCUUUCCCCGAGGUUUGAGCAAGAAAUGACAACAUGGGAUUUCAGCACCCAUAGCCUUUUCUCAUGAGGGUUGAAGAGCCUCUCGUUUCUCCCUUUAAUUUUUGUUGUUGUUUAGAUGCUGAUUUUUUUAUAGGCGAGGGGCAAGGGCUCCUCGUUAAUUCCACCCCAUUCUCGCCUGUUCUCCGACCCCUCGCUCAUCUGGUAAGUCCAAUGUAGCACAGGAGCCGAGCGCCGUGAAUAGCAAUUGCGUUUGGCUUCUGCGAGAGAGAGAGAGAUGGCGAGCGAAUGGGAACGGUUGCAAUACGGCUUGCAAAACACUAUGGAUGAUGCACCAAGGGAUGCUGCUUCUUCACAGUUGCUUUUGUUUUUUGGUUGGUGUGUGUUUUAUUUCGGUGAGAGCUCUUCUUUUGUUUUCUCUCUUUGGAAUAAUCCAAAAAACGUUUGCUACAGGGAAAAAAAAGGAGUGAUUGUUGAUGAGAGAAGUCGCUCUUGUGCUAACCCGACGGUGGUCUCACACAGACAGAGAGAGAGAGAGAGAGGGAGAGACUGUUCUCACUGUUCAUAGAAACUCUGCAAAACGCUGUGACUAAUUAAGGACCAAAGAUUUUUUUUUCCGUUUUUAUAUAUCCAUAAUCUAUAUCUUGAAAAAAAAAACACAAAA
Leucoraja erinaceus (little skate) is the source of this 2470-nucleotide messenger RNA. It is a transcript of the gene tent5aa, whose product is annotated as terminal nucleotidyltransferase 5Aa. The transcript has a single exon. Gene Ontology annotation, molecular function: poly(A) RNA polymerase activity; RNA binding. Gene Ontology annotation, biological process: mRNA stabilization. Lineage: Eukaryota; Metazoa; Chordata; Chondrichthyes; Rajiformes; Rajidae. The coding region runs from base 218 to 1399 and encodes 393 amino acids. The record is from RefSeq and is a predicted model, not a curated record.